UUAAAAUAGUUCCAUGGUUUUUGUUUUCUUAUUGAAAAAACCAAUUUAUCAAAGGAGUUCUGUUUUUUGUUUUUUUCCAAAAUACUAACACGAAAUUCUUUCCGAAGACCAAAUUCCAACUUUUUAUAUAUCGGCGUGGAAGAAGAAGAAGAAGAACAUCAGACUUCUACUGCUGCUUGCUUCACGCAGAAGGUUCUUUUUCUAUGCAUAAAAGAUUCUCCCAUUUAUCUCAACUAUUAUAUAUAUAUACACAUACAUAAUACAUAUCGACAAUGAUAAAACUCACACACAAAGGGUUCCGUGCUAAUUUUGUUCUCACCCAAUUCCAAGAAUUAGUUGACUUUAUAUCGAGGGAAAUCAAGGGUUUUUUUGCGGCAAAGCUAGGGUUUUGAGGACGGUAUCCUUGGUGGGUUUGCUGAGAUUUGGGCUAUUUUUACUGAUUCCUCAUGUGGGUCGGUCGAAAUUAGGGUUUCUUUCAGAAUUCUUUGGUGGGUCUGUUGGAAACUUUGUUUUUUGUUUUUUUGCUGAUUUGAUUGAAGGGCCUGCGAUAUUUGGUGUUUCAUCGAGGAUUCAAGUGCAAUAUUAGAGUCUUGUGGAAGCUAUCCUUGGUGGGUUUAUUUGGAUUUGAGUUGUUAUUGUUGAUAUCAACUGUGGGUGGGAAAUAAUUCGGGGGUUUGUCAAGUGCUAAGCUCUGGAGUUAGAAAUUUCGGUUUUUGGGUGAGGGCAUAUGUGAAUAGGUGAAUUAGCUUUUCUUUUUUCCCAUUGUUGAGUUUGAUUGUUAUAUGAUGCUUUGGGAUUAGCCGAGAGAAUCUUGGAAUAGCAUAUUCUUGUGUUUGGAGACUGGUGUUUUUUGUAAGAUCGUGGUAAUUGCAUUUGGAUAAGAUGAGUUCAAGUAUUUCAGGAAGUGUGGUGCAAAGGGGCAAACUUCUGGUUCAUAUUGCGGAAAACGGGCAUUCGUUUGAACUAGAAUGUGACGAAUAUUCCCUAGUUGAGGAGAUCCAGAGAUGCCUAGAAUCUGUUUCUGGGAUUCACUUAAAUGACCAACUGCUCUUAUUCUUGGACAUGAAGCUGGAUCCUCAGCGCCCUCUUUCGUUCUAUAAAUUACCAUCCAAUGAGGGAGAGGUAUUCUUGUUCAAUAGAGGAAGAAUGCGAACUAAUUCUGUGCCUCCUGCAUCGGAGCAAGUUGAAAUAGUCGAAAUUCCGGACCCACCAUCACCUUCCUCCUCCCAUAACCCCCACCCUUUGGAUGAUGCCUUGGACCCUGCCCUCAAAGCAUUGCCUUCUUAUGAGAGGCAAUUUAGGUACCAUUACCAGUAUGGGCUUGCAAUUUACAGCCGCACCCAAACGAAAUUUGAGCAUUGUGAGAGGUUGUUGAGGGAGCAGAAGGUGCAAGAGAGAGCGUUGGAGAUUGCCAGGGGUAAUUUGGACCAUUUCUACAAAAUGAUUCACCAGAACUACACAGAUUUCAUCAAGUGUUACUCGCAGCAGUUUCGUAGCCAUUCCAAUCUGAUAGGGAAUUUCGGUAGAGAUAUUGAGAAGUUAAAAUGUUGCGAACUUCUCCCUGCUUUGCAAACAGCUAUGCGAAAGUGCUUACUUGAUUUUGUGAAGGAAGAGAACUUGCGAAAGGUGGUGGAGGAUUGUAGCAGUUCCCACAGGCAAUUUGAGAAUAAGGUUUCGGAGUUUAAACAGGAGUUUGGAGAGCUAAAGCGGAGUGCUGAGCAGUUGUUUACUAGCAAAGCUUCCUAUCUUGUCAGGGACUUGGAACUGGCAAUUAAGGAGCACCAGCGAUAUGUUAGCGAACAAAAAAGUAUAAUGCAAGCUUUGAGCAAAGAUGUAAAUACGGUGAAGAAACUUGUGGAUGACUGUGUUACCAGUCAGUUGUCCUCUUCCCUCCGUCCUCACGAUGCAGUUUCAGCCUUGGGUCCUAUGUAUGAUGGCCAUGACAAAAACUACCUUCCUACAAUGCAGGCUUGUGACCGUGCAAUUUCCAAUUUACUUGAUAUCUGCAAGGAUAAGAAAACCAAAAUGAACAAUUUUGUGCAUAAUUACAUGCAAAAGAUAGCAUUUAUUCAAUACACCAUCAAAGAUGCACGGUACAAGUUUUCUGUUUUCACGGAAGCCAUGAAGCGGCAAAAUGAUCAAUUUGAAUACUUGAAGGUUGUCCGUGGGAUUGGCCCCGCCUACAGGGCAUGCCUUGCAGAAGUAGUGAGAAGAAAGGCUUCAAUGAAGCUCUACAUGGGUAUGGCUGGGCAGUUGGCUGAAAAGCUUGCAACAAGGAGAGAGGCUGAGGUCAGGAGGCGUGAGGAGUUUCUGAAAGCAAAUAGUUCAUUUAUACCAAGGGAUAUUUUUGCUUCAAUGGGAUUAAAUGAUACUCCUAACCAGUGUGAUGUCAAUAUAACUCCUUUUGACACUAACUUGCUUGACAUUGACAUAUCAGAUAUAGACCGUUAUGCUCCUGAACAUUUGGUAGGACUAUUGUCAAAGAGCGAGAAGCACGGUAGUUCAAGGGGUUCGUUUUCUCCAUCCAGUAGCUCUCAUUCAGCUGAAAUUGAAGAAAAUGCCAUUGACUCCCUUGAGAAAUAUGAGAAGGAGGAGCUCCUUGACGGCUCUGAGUUGAUAGAGAUUGCUGGAACUAGCAAGUUGGAAGUUGAGAAUGCAAAACUGAAAGCCGAACUCGCUUCAGCUAUAGCCCUAAUUUGUUCCUUCAGCCCUGAAGUUGAAUACGAAUCGCUUGAUGAUAGUAAAGUGGACAGUUUGUUGAAAAAUGCAGCAGAAAAGACUGCCGAAGCCUUGCAUUUGAAGGACGAAUACGGGAAACACCUGCAAUCUAUGCUAAAGAUUAAGCAAAUGCAGUGUGGGUCGUAUGAAAAACGGAUUCAAGAAUUGGAGCAGAGGUUGUCCGAUCAAUAUUCACAUGGAAAUAGGAUUCCAGUUGAUAAAAACUUUGACCUAUCAAAUGUGAAGACUGGUGAUAGCAAAUCAGAAAUCUGCGGUGAACACAUGGAUGAGGUUUCUUGUGCCUCUACUUCUUUGAAUUUAAAAUUAGGUUUUUUCCCUAAACAGAUUAGCAAACCUUCUGAAGGAUUGGAUGAGAAUAUGACAGACUCGUCUUCAGUGCAAAAUCCUCAACUGGAUUCAUCAAUGCUGGAACUACCUCGUGAUGAGGUUCAGGAUAAUGAGAAAGAUGGGAAAGAUACUGUGGCAACCAGUUACACUGAGAGCAUGACUCAAACGCUAAAUAAUUCACCAGCUGAAACAAUUGCUGAAAGGGGUUUAGAUUCUAAAGCUAGUAGCGAUCUUGUGGUGGAAUUGCAGAAUGAAGUUGCAGAAAAGUCGAGUAUAUUGAGUGAGACUGAAACCAAGCUGAAAACCCUAGUGGAGGAGGCUGCCAAGCUUGAAAGGGAGCUGGAAAUCAGCCGUAAGCUUCUGGAUGAAUCUCAGAUGAACUGUGCUCACUUAGAGAAUUGUCUACAUGAAGCAAGAGAGGAAGCCCAAACUCAUCUUUGUGCAGCCGAUAGAAGAGCCUCAGAGUAUAGUGCAUUGCGUGCGUCAGCAGUAAAGAUGCGUAGCCUUUUUGAAAGAUUAAGGAGCUGUGUUUCUUCAGGUGGGGUGGGCGGAUUUGCUGAGUCCUUGCGUGCUCUAGCUCAUUCUUUGGCCAAUUCUGGUAAUGAUAAAGAAGAUGACGGUGCUGCUGAGUUUCGAGAAUGUAUCCGGGUGCUUGCUGAUAAAGUUGGUGUUUUGUCAAGGCACCGUGCGGAGCUGCUUGAUAGGAAUUCAAAGGCCGAAGCUACACAAGAGCAACUGAAAAAGGAGUUGGAAGUAAAGAAAGAGAGUUUCAAUACUUUGUUCUUAAAGCUUCAACUGGAGAAGCAGGCAAACAAGGAGAAAAUUUCUUUUGGGCGCUUGGAAGUCCACGAAAUUGCCGCAUUUGUCCUCAACUCUUCUGGCCAUUAUGAGGCGAUCAAUCGUAACUGCCCUAACUACUAUCUCUCUGCUGAAUCCGUGGCCUUGUUUUUGGACAAUCUCCCAAACAGGCCUAGCUACAUUGUUGGGCUUAUCGUGCAUAUUGAACGACAGACUGUGAAGCUGCCACCACAUCAGACUUCAGAUCAACUAGCUUUUUUCCCUGUGACCUCCGACUCGGGACCCAGUCGGUUGUCCUUGAAUUCAGGAUCAACUUCAAACCCUUACGGUCUCCCGGUUGGCUGUGAAUACUUUGUAGUGACAGUAGCCAUGUUACCUGAUACCACCAUUCAUUCGCAGCCUACUUCCUGAUCUUUUGCGAAAAUGAAGAUAUGGACAUGAUGGAAGAAACCAAGUGUAGAUAUUAUAUAUCAACAUAUAACUUCAAAACAUUAUUCAAGAUAACAUUUCAUGAUGGUGGGAGAUUAGGUUGAUUUUCUUUCUGUACAGUAGAUGAUCUAUGAUUCAGUUUUAUCUCACUUUUGUAUAUAAAGGAGCUGCUCGUUUGAUUUAGGGAUAAUCUGUGAAUAUUUUGAAUUGUAGGUGACAAAAGCUUUGUUUGUUCAAA
This is a messenger RNA of Rhododendron vialii, 4531 nucleotides long. Its product is annotated as autophagy-related protein 11. Gene Ontology annotation, biological process: piecemeal microautophagy of the nucleus; positive regulation of protein phosphorylation; reticulophagy. Bases 883 to 4275 code for a protein of 1130 amino acids. Lineage: Eukaryota; Viridiplantae; Streptophyta; Magnoliopsida; Ericales; Ericaceae. Gene Ontology annotation, molecular function: protein kinase binding; molecular adaptor activity. The record is from RefSeq and is a predicted model, not a curated record. The transcript has 6 exons. Gene Ontology annotation, cellular component: Atg1/ULK1 kinase complex; extrinsic component of membrane; phagophore assembly site membrane.